Messenger RNA from Diaporthe citri, 2409 nucleotides. RefSeq lists its product as uncharacterized. Gene Ontology annotation, molecular function: MAP kinase tyrosine/serine/threonine phosphatase activity; protein tyrosine/threonine phosphatase activity. The record is from RefSeq and is a predicted model, not a curated record. The transcript has a single exon. Bases 1 to 2409 code for a protein of 802 amino acids. Lineage: Eukaryota; Fungi; Ascomycota; Sordariomycetes; Diaporthales; Diaporthaceae. Gene Ontology annotation, biological process: negative regulation of MAPK cascade; protein dephosphorylation. Gene Ontology annotation, cellular component: cytoplasm; nucleus; cytosol.
AUGUAUACAACGUCGGCUCGUCGACUAUACGAGGAUCAGAUACCAUCCUUCAUGUCAGUAUUCGACCUAGACCAGGCCAUGCAAGACCAGGACACCGUCACCGUCGUUGAUCCCAAAAUGGUGGGGAUCGAACCAAAAUGCAACCCACAAUUGCCUUCCGACCCUUCACAACUCCUCCAGCCUCCAGCAAUCCCACCAAACCAUCAACACCGGGAUAGCACAUCAACGCAAACAUCCGAGUCCGCGGACUCGUCUCCGACGACGACUGUGUCGUGCACAGAUUCCUCGUCGCUAUCCGAUCCUUCACCUUCUUCGUCGCCAGAUUCUCCAGUCAAUCUGGUUCCCUUGAAUGCCUUCCCAUCGACCAAUUUUGGGGGCCUGCCGUCCAUGGCGACCUUGGCUGUUUCCGAACCUAGGAACCACCUGAUACGCCCCAUGACCUCACCUGCGCCCCGGCGACCGAGGAAUAUGAAGGGCCUCUCCAUACAGCCACCCUUUGCGGCCUCGGCUGCCUCAUCAUCACUGAUGUCUGAGCCAUCUUCCCCGUCUUUUAUAAAACCAACAAUCCCGGCCAUGAAGAGAAAGCCCAGUCAGCUCAGCUUGAAAACAAACUCGGAUGACUUGGCCGGCCGCUCAACCCUCGAAGUCCCGCAAAGUCCCUCCGUACCUGCGCUCGCACAGAGAAGAGCCCUGAAACACUCCACUUCAUCCCCACACAUGCUGAGUGGGCUGAAGUCGUCGACUUUUGGUCCUGCCGGUGGUAUGACCUUCCCGACGGUCUUCGAACGCAACGAGUCUGGCCUCUCGUCCUUCCUCAGACCUGGAAAAGAACCUUCACCCCGCGACAGGGACGAUGCAAUUUUGGAGGAAGACUCGCCUAUCAGGAGCCAAAUGGCCAACCGUACCGCAUUUGACUUUGAACCUUACCAUGAAAAGGAGAGCAACGAGGACCAGAAGUCUCCGGGAUAUCCCGACGGCCCUGUUGCCAUUUACGGAAGCGAUGUCUACCUGUAUAUGGAGCCAACUGCUGAGGAAGCUUCCAGAUUCGACGUCAUUAUUAAUGUCGCUCGUGAGGUUCCGAAUCCAUUCAAGGCCGCAUUGGACAAAGACGAACCCAUGGAGGAUACAUCGCCGAUCCCAGACACGGCCGUGACUAGCUCAAGCUUUGCGACCGCUUUUGAGUUCCAGCCCGACGACAUGACCCCAACAACCCCGAAGGCGCAAUUCUCUCCCAAGGAACCCGAGUACAUUCACAUACCGUGGGACCAUAACACGGACAUUGGGUCGGAUUUGAUGUUCCUGUGUGAGACGAUCGAGAGAAAGACACUCGCCGGCAAGAAGGUCUUGGUACACUGUCAACAGGGAGCCAGUCGGUCAGCCAGUUUGAUCAUCGCCUAUGGCAUCUACCAGAACCCGGAGAUGAGUGUCAAUGAUGCGUAUUAUGCGGCGCAGGGCAAGAGCAAAUGGAUUAGCCCCAACAUGCGAUUGAUGUACUGCCUGCAGGAUUUCCAGAAGGAGGUCUCCAAGAGGAAGCUGCCUCCGAACUCGGCUUAUAAGCCAAGAAGCGGUCGGAGCCCAUCAAAGCACCGCUUGACACUUUCUGUGGACGCAAUCGACGUACCCAAGGAGCCGAGGACAGCACCUUUGCCAGACGAUGAUGGCGCAACAAAAAGCUCUAGUCCGAGCAAUUCGCCAUUGCGCGCCCGCGGCAACUCUACACCGGAUCAGAUCACCAUUUCUCCCGGCCCGUCAUCGGCACCGUCGAGUUUCUCGUGGAUGGAGAAGGAGGAUGAGGCUAAUCCUGGGAAAUUCGGGCGCUUUAGUCCUUCGCAGAUCUUCCAAACGCCUCCUGCAAUUCGAGAAGAGAGCCGGCCUGGAAACACAUCAUCGAACAACUCAGGGUAUUUCCCGAGGCCCCCACCGUCCCCAGCGUUUGGGUCAUUCCUGCCAGAUGCAUCUCCAAAGCCCCCAUCAUCGCCUGGGUUUGGGGCUCACAGGUUCGGCGAGAAGCGCGGCUUCGGAUUUACUCCUUUGAAUUUUGGUUCGCUGUCGAGGCCUGAAAGUGUUGAGCAGCUUCCAAAGGCGGAACGCGAGGUCCAUGUAGUAAACUCUCUACCCGAGGAUGCGGCGCUACUGUCACCGCGAGCCGAGAUCAUCACGAGCAACCCGGUGCACAAUUCCUUCGCUGAGUUCACCGGUCUGCGUUUCGUCGAGGUGCCUCCGACACCCAGCGAGCAGAGCUUCUCCGCAAGCCCAGCGCAAGAGCAGGCGUUAUUCUCACCACGGGAAUCCACAUUCCCACGAGACACAUUCAACCACUUUGGACGACCUCGGCAAGUCUCGGAUCCUCGAAGCCCACCCACCAAAGGCGAGGCUCCGAUCAUUAGGUCCAUCGAUGAUUACAUAUAG